Messenger RNA from Nymphaea colorata (pocket water lily), 666 nucleotides. RefSeq names its product LOB domain-containing protein 33-like. Gene Ontology annotation, biological process: hormone-mediated signaling pathway; positive regulation of DNA-templated transcription. NCBI's taxonomy places the organism in Eukaryota, Viridiplantae, Streptophyta, Magnoliopsida, Nymphaeales, Nymphaeaceae. Bases 1 to 666 code for a protein of 221 amino acids. The record is from RefSeq and is a predicted model, not a curated record. The transcript is spliced from 2 exons. Gene Ontology annotation, cellular component: nucleus.
AUGACGGGGCUCGGUUCUUCGUGUGGUGCAUGCAAAUUCUUGAGGAGGAAGUGCAUCAAUGGCUGCAUCUUCGCACCUUACUUCUCUUACGACCAGGGCGCGACCCAUUUCGCUGCAAUUCACAAGGUCUUUGGUGCGAGCAACGUCUCCAAGCUGCUGCUGCACAUCCCUCUCUACGACCGUGGCGAUGCCGCCAUGUCUCUCUCCUAUGAGGCGCAGGCUCGGCUUCGAGACCCUGUCUAUGGCUGUGUAGGCCACAUAUUUGCACUCCAGCAACAGGUUGCAAACUUACAGGAGGAGAUUCAAACACUUGCUACAAAGAUAAUGCAAGGCGAAAGCAAUUCUGUCUAUCAAGAUCUCAGUGUUAUGAACCAAUACACUGACCAACAGGACUAUGUGAAUGCAUCCUACUCUGGAAUUGCACAAGCACCUCAACCUUAUGAAGAUCACUCCUUCUACAUUCCCUACCAGCAAGGAGACAUCGAUCCCCAGCUCUUUGCUGCAUGCGAAGGUGUGAAGGAGAGCUGGGAUUGUGGCUUGUUCACCAGCCAUGCAGAGGAUCAGCAGCCUGUGGUGUCACUGCCAAAUGAUAUUAACGAAUGCCUUUAUGCUUCAAAAAAUAUUGAUGAAUGCCUUUCUACUUUUGGGUUUAAGUUUGAAAAAUGA